UGUCUACUGGAGAUGAAGGAGAAAUGGUGCAUUGUGCUCAAUGACUACUACAACUAGCCUACGAUUACUGUUCUGCUGGAAGAGCAACUGUGCAUAUGUUUAUCAAGGGUCUUCCAGGUGAUCAUCAUGUAAACUGCUUUUUGAGUAAGUCUUCUUUUAAUGCCAGUCUUCUGUUCCUGGAAUUGGCCUGAAGGACAAGGAAGCUCAUUCCUGUUUGUCCAUGGAGUUCCCAUUUUUCCAUGGAAAGAUAACAAGGAAAGCCUGCGAAGAACUGCUGUGCAAGAAUGGAAAGAAUGGUAGCUAUUUAAUACGAGAAAGCGAAAGCGUGGAAGGAGCCUUGUGUCUGUGUGUUUUCUUUGAAGAACUCAUCUACACUUACCGUAUCUUCAGGGAAAAGCAAGGAUAUUAUAAAAUACAGACUUCUGAAGGUAUUCCAGAAAAGGUAUUCAGAACAUUAAAGGAUUUAAUAUACAACUAUGAGAAACCAAACCAAGGACUAGUAACAAAUCUUCUCUACCCAGUCAAGAAAACAACGCCCCCACAAAGAAGCCAGAGGCUCAAGUUAGGAAAGGAUAAUAUUUAUGAUGAAAUUGAUGAAAGUGACUACGUUGCUGUCUUACCCUGAAUGAUCUGUGAUCUGAUGAUUUGGAAAGCCACCUUCCUAAGCAGCACCACAGCAAAACAGGACAGCUAGGGAGAGUUAAUGGUUGGACAUUCGCAACAGUGGAUCUAUACCUCUGGAAUUAGUGCCUUUUGGAGACUGUCAGAGCAACUGUGUUCUGCCUCAGUAGAAAAUACUGUAUAUUUUUGUGCAUUAUUAAGAGAAUUAUUUUUUUGAUACAUGCAUACAUAUACAUAUAUAUGAGGGGAAAGUGGGUUAUGUGUUUUUCUGCAUUUUGUGGUUUUUGUUUUUUUAGCAAACUCUCCAAGGUAUCAACUGCUGAAAUGAAUAAUCUGUUAGAAAGCCAGCAAUGUGAAGACAAUAAACGAAUGUGCUUGAAGCCCUAGUUUAUGGCAAAAAUGAUAUAUGUUGAUAAAAAUGAUACAUGCUAAAAAUUCUAUUUGCAUCAUACGAUGCUUAAGAACUGUUCUUUUUUUGUGAUUCAUGUGACUUCAUUGGUGGAUAUAUGGGUAGUAGUUCAGCUGUGUUAAGGAAUACUAGUUUUAUCCUGUGGUUCGGAAUAAUCUAAAUUAAAACAAAAAGGCUGUUGUAAAUUCAUGCCAUACAAAAUUAAUCAAUAACAUGAAAAUGAUUUUAAGUAUUUUUCAUAUUGAUGAAUGGUUCUGGUUUAUAAUUAGAGGAGUGCAAAUUCACCAUCUGUGUAGUUAUGCACUUUUUUUUUUUUUUCUAAUAGGUACUGCAUACCUCAGAAUGCUUACAUUUUAUUUACCGCUGCCAUUACUGCCAUGUGCAUGGGUUUGGGUAUUUUUUAAUGUAAGAACUUGCUUUAAUCUUUAACCCCUCACUUUAAAUAUUUAAUGUAUGUGUUUGUUCUGAAGGCGGCCUGUAACUGCCAGCUGAAGUCAUAACUGGAAUGUAUGUUCUGAUUCUUCCUGUUGCUAGCACCAACUCCCCCUCGGUCAGUAAUCUUGCGGAAGACAUUUAUAUUUUCCGUAUGUUUAAGAUCUUUCACAAAUGA
Messenger RNA from Oxyura jamaicensis (ruddy duck), 1640 nucleotides. It is a transcript of the gene SH2D1B, whose product is annotated as SH2 domain containing 1B. The record is from RefSeq and is a predicted model, not a curated record. The transcript is spliced from 5 exons. Lineage: Eukaryota; Metazoa; Chordata; Aves; Anseriformes; Anatidae. The coding region runs from base 221 to 625 and encodes 134 amino acids.